AUGGCGAUUGAGGAGCGGGAGCGAUCCUUUGGGAGAUUCAUUGAGACAUGGGGAUGGCAGGAGGUGGAGGGCCUCACAGAGGGCGGCCCCACAGAGUACACGGUCGCCCAGGGGGUUUGCUUUAUCAAGCCUUCGGAGGACCCCAAGUCCACAAAGAUCCUGAAAGCCAAGCGACCUGUUGGGCUGCCCGGCUGCAAUUCAGGGACAACAUGGAGAGGCCCUCAGGGCGGUCUUUGGGCAGAGGUUGACUGCGCACGGUCUCCUGGAGAGAUGGGCUGGGUACUGGUCGAGGGCCCAGGCUUCGGCCUCCGCGGCCCCUGCUUGAUCGACCCAGAAGCGAACGAUGGCGCAUCGCAGAUGAUCCACAUCAGGUGGCUCAAGGACCCGCCAAUCUUCAACUGCAUGAUGCCAAAGAGCGCAACCAUCGGCGAUUUGGUGGACACGUUCUGUGCAAGAACAGGGCUGAACCGCAAGGAGACCAUCCUCACUAAAGGCUUGCCAAGCAAAGCACCAAACGGGUCUGGCGCGCUGCUUCCUGUGGACUACACAGAUCCCAAGGAGAGGAUGACUAUUGAGGAGGCGCAGAUUCGGGACACACUGAAUUUGGUCUACGUGGGCCAUUUUGAUGAGGAUUAUAAUCCAAGCUGA
Molecule: messenger RNA, 648 nt
Organism: Effrenium voratum
Lineage: Eukaryota; Dinophyceae; Suessiales; Symbiodiniaceae
Source: the annotation of a GenBank genome assembly